AUGACUACAAGCAUAAUUUUUCAAAUUGAAAUGUUUGAAAAUUCUCGAUUUCAAUGGGAGAGAUGGGUGAAACGAUUGGAAGGUGCUUUUGAUGUGUUUCAAAUUGAAGAGAAUAAGAAACUGCCAUACCUACUACAUUAUAUGGGACCUGAUACAUAUGAUCUUCUUUGCGACAAGCUUUCACCUAACAAACCUACAGACAAGACAUACAAUCAAGUUGUUAAACUUUUACAAGAUUACUACAGUCCUGUUCCUUUGGAAAUUGCAGAAAAUUUUAGAUUCCAUCAACGCAAACAGCACGAAGGCGAAGGUAUUCAGGAAUUCUACACUGCUUUGCAGAAGUUAGCAAUUCAUUGCAAUUUUGGAGAUUACCAAAAGAAGGCUCUGAGAAACCAAUUCGUGUUUGGCAUGCGGAGUGAGAAAAUACAAAAUAGACUUCUUGAAACAAAGGACCUUACAAUGGACAAAGCAAUAGAAAUUGCUGUUGGAAUUGAACUUUCAGCUAGAGACACCGCACAAUUACACAGAGGAGUUUCAAACAGCGGUACAAUUGGAGCUGUGGGUAUAAACAGACCACACAUGAAAUACAAUUCCAAGAAAGGCAAAUUCAAUACAUCCAAUACAAGCAAGAAAACCAAUAAUUUUAGUGGCGUGAAAUGUUAUAGAUGUGGAGGAAGCCAUUACGCAAAUUCGUGCGACAAAAGCGAUUUGGUGUGUAACUUUUGUAGAAUCAAAGGACAUGUAGAAAAAGUAUGUACAAAGAAGAAACAUUUUCAUAAUGCAGACCAGAUUGAAGAAAUUGUACAUAUUGAGGAAUCUUCCCAGUCGAAGUACAGAGAAAAAUUUAUGUCACGCAUUAAAGUAGGUAAUAAGAAUAUCAAUUUUGAGGUGGACAGUGGAGCCGCAGUUACAAUUAUGGGUAAGAAACAAUUUGACGAACUUUUUCAUGACUUUACCAUUUUUGACACAAAUGUCAAAUUAAUUUCAUACUGCAAAACUAAUUUGAAUGUAUUAGGUUAUGCUCAUGUCCCAGUUAUUUACAAUGGUACAUCUUACAAUUUGAAUCUUUACAUAGUUUCGUGUAAUCGUCAACCUUUACUUGGCAGAGAAUGGAUUCGCCAAAUAAAUUUAAAUUUUUGGGAAGUACGAAACGUCCAAAACUACACUGAAGGUGCAUCAGAUAUAAUUACCAAGUUGACUACAAAGUACAGUAAGGUAUUUACAUCUGGUAUUGGAAAAAUACAUAACAUACAAGCACGUUUACAAUUAAAAGAAAAUACAACGCCUAUAUUUUGUAAGGCGAGAUCAGUACCUUUUGCAUUAAUGUCAAAAGUUGAAACUGAAAUUGAUAAUUUAGUAACACAAGGUAUUUUGACUAAGGUAAAUUUUUCAACAUGGGCUACACCCAUUGUACCGGUUGUUAAAGCCAAUGGAAAGAUACGCAUAUGCGGAGAUUUCAAAGUUACAUUGAAUUCUUAUUUACAAGUCGAUGAACAUCCAUUACCAACAAUUGAUGAGCUUUUCUCAUCAAUGGCUGGUGGUGAAAAGUUUACAAAGAUAGACUUAAGUCAAGCUUACUUACAUUUAGAAGUGCAUCCUGAUGAUAGGCAUUUACUAACAUUGAAUACCCAUAAGGGCCUAUAUCAAUGCAACCGUUUAAUGUUCGGUAUUGCUUCUGCACCUGCUAUUUGGCAGCGGCAGAUGGAAAAACUAUUAGAAGGGAUUCCUGGU
This is a messenger RNA of Photinus pyralis (common eastern firefly), 1731 nucleotides long. RefSeq lists its product as uncharacterized. The annotation marks the transcript as partial. The transcript has a single exon. The record is from RefSeq and is a predicted model, not a curated record. NCBI's taxonomy places the organism in Eukaryota, Metazoa, Arthropoda, Insecta, Coleoptera, Lampyridae.